CAUCACCAGUUCUGCCUGACUAUCGGGCUCAUUGGUCACCGUACCGUUAGCCGGUCAAGUCGUGUUCUUCUACGUUGUCCAUCCAGCGAAUCAACAACAAUGACUCAGCACAAGUGCUACUGCGGACCGGGUUACGCGACCCCGCUGGAUGCUGUACGGGAUGGCCCGCGGGAGAAGCUGCUGUACGUGGUUACGGUGCAGCCGAAGUUGGACGAACCCCACGGAGACUACCUCUCGACGGUCGAUGUGGACCCCGACAGUCCGACGUUUUGCCAGGUCAUCCACCGUACGUAUACGAAUAGCACCGGGAACGAGAUGCACCAUAGCGGGUGGAAUACCUGCUCGAGUUGUCACUUUGUGGAAGAGAAGGGAAAGGCGCCGCAACGGGAUCGGCUGAUCUUGCCGUGUUUGAACUCGGACCGGAUCUUUAUCGUGGACGUUGGAAGUGAUCCAAGGGCGCCGAAAAUGGCCAAGGUCAUUGAGGGAGACGUGCUGAAGAAGGCGAACGUGACGGCUCCGCAUACGACCCACUGCUUGCCCAACGGGAACGUAAUGAUCUCGACGAUGGGUGAUGCCGAGGGUAAUGCAAAAGGCGAGUUUAUCGAGUUUGACAAAAACUUUGAGUUUGUUGGGACGUGGACGAAGGGGGAGACUGCCCUGUGUGGGUAUGACUACUGGUAUCAACCGCUGUUCAACGUGAUGGUAGCCUCGGAGUGGGGUGCGCCGAAAUUGUUCCGCCGUGGCUGGCGUGACUCCGAUCUGGACGAUCCUACCCAGUACGGGCGGCGUCUCAACUUUUACAAGUGGAACGAGCGAGAGUUGUUCCAGACGAUUGAUUUGGGUGAUGAAGGAGUUUGUCCUUUGGAGAUUCGAUUCCUGCACAACCCGAAAGAGAACCAAGGGUACGUUGGAUCUACGCUGUACUCCAAGGUUUACCGGUUCUACAAAGACGAAAAGUCCGACAAAUAUCUAACGGAAAAAGUGAUUGAUUGCCCGGCCAAGAAGGUCACCGGCGCCGGCAGUGAAUACAUCAACGGCAUGAUGACCGACAUCCUAAUCUCCCUGGAUGACCGUUUCAGCUACUUCUCCAACUGGAUGCACGGCGAUGUCCGCCAGUACGAUAUAACCGAUCGCUCCAACCCCAAACUAACCGGCCAGGUGUGGUUGGGCGGGGCCAUCCUGAGCGAUUCCUCCGUAAAAGUCAUUGAGGACAAAGAGCUCACCAAACAGCCAGAUCCAACUUUCAUUAAGGGACGACGACUGCUGGGAGGACCGCAAAUGUUGCAACUGUCACUCGACGGAAAGCGCCUGUACGUGUCCUCAAGUUUGUUCUCCCCCUGGGACAAGCAGUUCUACCCGGAGAUGGUCAAAGCGGGCGGCACCAUCGUACAAAUUGAUAUCGACACGGUCAACGGCGGAAUGACACUCAACGAGAACUUUCUGGUCGAUUUCGCCAACGAACCGUACGGGCCAUCCCUGCCCCACGAAAUGAGGUACCCGGGUGGCGAUUGCACUUCCGACAUCUGGAUCGUAAACGAAUAAUUCAAACCUCGGGAGAAAGUGCCAGGCUAUCGCGUUACAUUCCAAGAGUGCAAGUGCAAGAACGUGAUUAAGCCCAGCACAGCAAAUAAAAAUCCCAUUCCCGUUCCGAAAGAUUGCGAAACCACCAGAGUAUCACCACUUGCAUUAGCAGAGAUUGGAGCGGCAGUGAAAUGGAAGCGAUUAGGGUGAUGUUACGCAAGUUUGAAUUAUAAUGUAUUUUAUGUCGAAAAAAUAAAGAGAAAAUUGUUUCGUUUGUACAUA
Messenger RNA from Culex quinquefasciatus (southern house mosquito), 1803 nucleotides. Its product is annotated as methanethiol oxidase. Gene Ontology annotation, molecular function: selenium binding. The record is from RefSeq and is a predicted model, not a curated record. The coding region runs from base 100 to 1542 and encodes 480 amino acids. The transcript has 4 exons. Lineage: Eukaryota; Metazoa; Arthropoda; Insecta; Diptera; Culicidae.